Staurois parvus is the source of this 394-nucleotide messenger RNA. Lineage: Eukaryota; Metazoa; Chordata; Amphibia; Anura; Ranidae. The record is from the annotation of a GenBank genome assembly.
GCACACACACACACAUACAUGUACAUACACAAAGACACAUGUACACACACGCAGACACAUGUACAGAUACACACAUGUACAUACACACAGACACAUGUACAAUUGUACACAUGUACACGUACACACACACACACCCCAUAGAAAGUUGCAGUACUUCGUCGUUCAUUCACAGAUCUGGGUACUGCACUCUAGGGGAGGCAGAAAGCACAUAACACACUCCUUGCUUUGCUUUCACUGCGCUCAGCUAUUGAGCAGUAUGAUGGCUCCCAGUGCCAAUGACAGAUCCGGCCUGAGCUCUGAGCCUUCUCAGCAAGAUGGCCUUGGGGGGGACACUCGCCCCCACCAUAAUUUCCACUCGCUAUUGGCAAGCAGGCAAGUGGAAAUUUCAAGCCCU